Messenger RNA from Orbilia oligospora ATCC 24927, 306 nucleotides. RefSeq lists its product as uncharacterized. The transcript has a single exon. The record is from RefSeq and is a predicted model, not a curated record. Bases 1 to 306 code for a protein of 101 amino acids. NCBI's taxonomy places the organism in Eukaryota, Fungi, Ascomycota, Orbiliomycetes, Orbiliales, Orbiliaceae.
AUGGGGAAUUGGGGUUUACUUCAGGAUGUGAUAGAUGUUAUGGCGUUAGGAACGCCGGUUUCGAAGGAUUGGUUGGUGAAGUUGGCGGGGGAAUCGAAGGCUGGGUUUGUGGCUGCACUAUUGCUGGAGAGGCAUCAGAGUGUUUUGGAUCUUUGUUUGUGUAAGAAUUGUCAGAAGAGGAAAGGGAAAUUGGGUGAUCAAGGGGAGAAGAGGGAGUGUUUGGGAUAUUUGGAUGCUUUGGAGGUGGAGGCGGAUCGUGAUUUUGGGGAUACUGGUGGUCAGAAUGCCGAAAGUAGCAGCAUUUAA